AUGGAGUCUGUUCGACAAGAUAUCCCAGACUAUGAUGUCGUCCCUGGCACUGUCUAUCUGGUGCAAGGUGCACACCAAGACGGCUUCUCCUCGAAAGACAUCAUCUUGAUGCCCACACCAUCGAGUGACCCUCGAGAUCCUCUUCGUUGGUCGAAGUGGCGAAAGAGCUAUCACCUCUUCCUCCUCGUAUUCUAUAGUGCGACUCUUGGAGCCGUCACCAACUGCGACUCUGUCGUGUAUCUCAAUCUGGUACAGAUCUAUCGCACCGACAUCAACAGUCUGAACUAUGCUGGAGCUGUGAUGUUGUUGCUGCUCGGAGUCGGAAACGUCUUCCUAGUUCCCAUGUCUAAUANNUUCGGUCGACGAUCCGUAUAUGUCUGGACACUCGUUUUGGUCUUGGUGUCCGAGAUUUGGAUGGCUGUCUCGAAAGAGUACGGCGAAUAUUGGGGCGUGAAUAUACGUAAGUCUCUCGUCAGUGCUUAUGAGAGUGACGCUCAUCUUCAGCAGNUGCGAGGCUUGGGAUCUUCGCCAUUCGAAGCACUGCCAGCCAUUUCCAUCGCGGACAUCUACUUCGCCCAUGAACGCGGCGGCAAGCUCGGAGCCUACGUCUUUGGCUUGGCUUUCGGAAGCUUUGUCGGUCCAGUUUGUGGCGGCUACAUGGUCACUGGACAAAGUGUCAGGUGGAUGUACUGGUGGGGCGUUUUGUUCCUGGGCGUCUUGCUCGUGCUGUUCUUCUUCACAUUCGAAGAAACACACUUCAUCCGGCCUCUAGACUCGCACGACGAAGCUCUGGUCAGCAUUGCCGACAUGCCCGAGCUUGACAAAAAGUUGACGAACCAGUCCAUUUACAAAGAGCCGGACAGCCAGAGCACACACCAACACUCUGAAGCCAUUGUUGGGGAAGUCUUCGAUGCGGAAGGAUUCAAGAUCCAAUACAGUCUAUGGAAGACAUAUCCUACAACAUGGACUGCAGUUUUCACAGAAUGGUGGAUGCCACUCAAGUGUCUCGGGCUUCCAGCGGUUGUCUGGGUAAGUCCCCCGUCGAUGCUUAUGAGAAUGUCACUGACCUUUAUCAGUNGCGGCAUCAACUAUGGUACUUGUGUCAGCUGGCUAGCGGUCAUGGGCACAACCGUCGCUCUGAUCUUUGCGCCACCCCCUUACCUGUUCUCCAACAGUGCCUUGGGCCUGGUCUGGUUCGCACCACUCAUCGGUUCUUUGAUCGGCGCGUACUUUUCGGGUCCGCUGAACGAUCGGCUUACAGUAUACCUCAGCAACCGCAACAGAGGUUGGAGAGAGCCAGAGUACCGCCUGUGGGCUUUCAUAUCCAGUGCGUUCAUCAUGCCAGGAGGGUUGAUCAUCUAUGGCGCCACCGCUGCUCACGGGCUGCACUGGAUUGCCCCAGUCUUUGGCAUGGGCCUCGUCGGGUUCGGUCUCAGUGUCGGCGGCACGGUGACCAUAAGUUACAUCCUCGACUCGUACAAAGAGAUUGACACGCAGGUUGUGACCACAAUCAUCCUCAUCAGAAACAUCAUCGGUUUCGGAGUAUCUUUCGGCAUACAGUCAUGGAUCCAAGGCAUGGGACUGCAGAAUGCUUUCGUGGUAAUCGGCUGCUUGAGCUUCGCCGUUACCAUAUUCGCAAUCUUCUUCAUCAUGUUCGGAAAGAAGAUGCGAAAGUGGACUACCUCCCAAUACCAGCAUCUGAUCAAGACGAAGGCCAUGUAG
This is a messenger RNA of Aureobasidium uvarum, 1722 nucleotides long. NCBI's taxonomy places the organism in Eukaryota, Fungi, Ascomycota, Dothideomycetes, Dothideales, Saccotheciaceae. The record is from the annotation of a GenBank genome assembly.